CGUCGACUGCCCGUCCUCGUAAAUUCGGGGCACCGAUUAGGGGAGCUUUAGCUCGCUCGACCGCGCCGGAACCCCGCUUCCGGAUUACUUCGAGACUCUUAAUUUUCUUUUUCUUCUUCUUUUUCUCCCUUUUUUUCUUCCACCUUGUCCCAAGUGAACGAUUUUUUUUUCCUUCUUGUGUGCCGUUUUGAUCUUCACGAAAAUGCGUUAACGCGAAAGUAUGUCCAUGGAGGAGACACACGGAGGCGGCAUGUCUUCCGCGACGCUCUCGUCCGUCUUGCUCCUUCUACUUUUCGGUCGUGCCGCGAAUGCUCAGAAAAGUUUAGAAUUUUUUGAUCUCCUACCCGAAGAUCCUAAGUUGUAUGACAAAAUGCGACCUCCCAAGAAAGAUGGCCAGGCAACCGUCGUGUAUUUUCAUGUUACCGUGAUGGGACUCGAUUCCAUCGACGAAAAUUCAAUGACGUAUGCCGCCGAUAUUUUCUUUGCCCAAACGUGGAAAGACAAUAGACUUCGAUUGCCAGAAAAUAUGACGUCCGAGUAUAGAUUAUUAGAAGUCGAUUGGUUGAAAAACAUGUGGCGACCGGAUUCCUUCUUUAAGAACGCAAAGUCGGUGACUUUUCAAACAAUGACGAUACCGAAUCACUAUCUGUGGCUGUAUAAGGACAAAACCAUUCUCUACAUGGUGAAGUUGACUCUGAAACUUUCUUGCGCCAUGAAUUUUCUGAUCUAUCCCCACGAUACGCAAGAGUGUAAACUGCAAAUGGAAAGUCUGUCCCACACGACCGACGAAAUGAUCUUCCAGUGGGAUCCCGACGUUCCCCUCGUUGUAGAUGAGAAUAUCGAGCUGCCCCAACUCCAGCUCGUUAAAAAUUAUACGGCCGACUGCACACAGGUCUAUUCCACUGGUAACUUUACUUGCCUCGAAGUCGUGUUCGUGCUGAAGCGACGUCUCGGCUAUUACCUGUUUCACACUUACGUGCCGACGUGCUUGAUCGUCAUCAUGUCGUGGGUGUCGUUCUGGAUAAAACCCGAGGCCGCGCCCGCCCGAGUCACCCUGGGAGUCACCUCGUUGCUCACCCUCUCCACGCAGCACGCCAAGAGUCAGGCCUCCUUACCGCCCGUUUCAUACCUGAAGGCCGUCGACGCCUUCAUGUCAGUCUGCACGGUGUUCGUGUUCAUGGCGCUGAUGGAGUAUUGUCUGGUGAACAUCGUCCUCGGCGAUUCGGAUGCGCCCGCAGCGAAACCCGCGCCUCCGCCACCGCCGCCGUCCUCGAGCACCGCGGACUCGGCCAAGCUCGACAAGAUCUUCGAUAUCGCUGCCAAGAAAUCGCCGACUGUACCGCCUGGACCCACCCCGGCCCAAAGGGCGCGAGUACGGGCGCUGAACAUCGACCGCUUCUCGCGCUUCUUCUUCCCUUUCCUGUUCGCCGUGCUGAACGUCACCUAUUGGAUAAUAAUUAUAUACAAAGUCAAAAACGGGGGUGUUAUAGGAUCGGUGCAGAGAGGGGAUAUGUCACCCGUGGACGUGGUGACAGAGAGUCAUACUCGGUUAUGGCCGACCGUUCCCAGGUCAAGAGGAUCGCACGCGAAGAGACCGCAUCCCUGCGAGCAGAGCUCGUGUUACCCCGCAACCGGGAACCUGCUGAUCGGCCGUAAGGACAAACUAAGCUCUUCGUCGACGUGCGGUCUCACAGGUCCCGAAAGAUUCUGCAUAGUUUCCCACCUUAAGGACAGGAAGAAGUGCUUCUUCUGCGACACGUCGAUACCUAAACAGCAACAUAACAUUGAGAACAUCGUCAGCGGUACAAGUUAUAGAUCAUGGUGGCAGGCCGAGAACGGAGUGGAGAAUGUCACGAUACGCUUCGAUCUUGAGGCAGAGUUUCACUUCACGCACAUUAUCAUUCGCUUCCAAACCUUCCGACCGGCUGCCAUGCUGAUCGAACGAUCGUACGAUUUCGGAAGAACCUGGCAGGUGUAUCGGUACUUCGCUCACAACUGCGAGCACUACUUCCCCGAAAUCCCGACCCACCAACCGCAAAGAUUAACGGACGUUAUCUGCGAGACGAGAUACUCGGCUGUGGCACCGUCCACUGGCGGCGACGUAAUUUUUAGGGUGUUGCCGCGAAAUUUGGAUAUCGACAAUCCCUAUUCAAAGGAAGUGCAGAAUCUGCUAAAGAUCACCAAUCUCAGGAUCAACAUGACGAGACUCCACACUCUGGGCGACGAUCUGCUCGACGAUCGGGCCGAAAUUCGCGAAAAAUACUAUUACGCCAUCCAAGAUAUGGUGAUUCGCGGUUCGUGCUCCUGCUAUGGGCACGCCUCGAGGUGUUUGCCGUUACCGGGAGUCGCCGAUGAGGAGAACAUGGUCCACGGCAGAUGCGAGUGCACGCACAACACUAAGGGUCUCAACUGCGAGAAGUGCGAGGACUUCUACAACGACCUGCCGUGGAAACCCGCGGUCGGCAAACAGACGAACGCCUGUAGGCCUUGCAAUUGCAACAAUCAUACCAGUUCCUGCCACUUCGACGAAGCGGUCUACGAGAGAUCGGGCAGAGUAUCCGGCGGUGUCUGCGACGAUUGUCAGCAUAACACGCGAGGGCAGAAUUGCGAACAAUGCAAGCCGUUUUAUUAUCACGACGUGACGAAGGACAUUUCUGACCGGGACGCUUGUCAACCCUGCGACUGCGACCUAAACGGAUCCUUGGAUGAUGGCAUAUGCGACUCGAGAACCGAUCCUCUAAGUGGCGACGAGUCCGGACGCUGUCACUGUAAAGCGAACAUUGACGGGCGUCGUUGCGACCGUUGCAAGAACGGCUUUUGGAACUACGAUCCCGACAAUCCCGAGGGAUGUCAAGCCUGCACCUGUAACACCUUGGGUACCAUCGACAAUCAGGGUUGCAACGUGGUGACCGGCGAGUGCACGUGCAAACGGUAUGUCACAGCGCGCGACUGCAAUCAAUGCGUGCCGGAAUAUUGGGGACUCUCCGAGGACCGGGAUGGAUGCAAACCGUGCGAUUGUGAUCCUGGAGGAUCAUACGAGAAAUCCUGCGACGUCAUCACCGGCCAGUGCAGAUGCAGGCCGCAUGUCAGCGGGAGAACUUGCAAUCAGCCGGAACAGAGUUAUUACACCGGCUCGCUAGACUUUCUCAUUUACGAAGGAGAAUUGUCUAGAGCGACCGACAACUGUCAAGUGGUGAUCAGAGAGCCUUAUCGCGAUGGUAGGAAUAGUACGUGGACCGGCACGGGUUUCAUGAAGGCUCUCGAGGGCUCGGUAUUGAACUUCACCAUCGACGACAUUCGCAGAUCGAUGUGGUACGACGUGAUUGUACGGUACGAACCGGUGCAUCCGGGCGUCUGGGAGGACGUGCAGAUUAUUCUCGAGAGAGACAGCCUACCGGAUCCUAAUGGGCCGUGCGCCGAUUGGAGACCCGAAUACGAUCGCCUGUGGGUUCAAUUGCCUCUGCGUUCGAGAAGCGCCAUGGCGCAACCGUCUAUAUGUCUAGAGGCGGGAAAACGCUACAAUCUUCUGUUGCAAUUCCGCAAGUUCAACAGCCACAUAGACACGCCUUCGGCCUCCAUCCUGGUCGACUCGAUUGUUCUGAAGCCAAGGAUAGACGUGAUACCCUUCUUCAAGACUCCGGGUCUGGGUGAGCUACGUCGCCAAGAAUACGAACGUUACCACUGUAACGAAUUGUUCAACGAUGUCAAUAGCGUGUGGAGCAACGUGCCUGAGAUCUGCAGAAAAUAUCAGAACAGCAUCGGCUAUUACGUCUUCGACGGCGCUCACUCUUGCGAGUGUAAUCCAACGGGCUCUCGCAGUCUUCUGUGCGAGAACUACGGCGGGAUGUGCCCGUGCAAGCCGAACGUGGUCGGCAGACGUUGCGAUCGUUGCGCGCCGGGCACCUACGGAUUCGGCCCGGAGGGAUGCAUCCCCUGCGACUGCGACGGCGUCGGCGCCCUCGACAAUUUCUGCGACGUCGAGACCGGCCGCUGCAAGUGCCGCCCCAACACCUACGGCAGGACCUGCGGCCAGUGCGAGCCCGGCUUCUGGAACUUCCCGCACUGUCAGCGCUGCGAGUGCCACGGACACGCGGAUAGCUGCGACUCGAAGACCGGGGCCUGCAUCAACUGUCGAGAUUAUACCACCGGGCACAAUUGCGAUCGUUGCGUCGACGAUUUCUACGGCGAUCCGCGAAUUGGCGUGGAUAUACCUUGCAGAGCGUGUCCUUGUCCGGGCACACGCGAAUCCGGUCACUCCUAUGCCAACAGCUGUUCAUUGGACUCAGUAACACAGGACGUAGUGUGCGAAUGUUUCGAGGGAUACUCCGGACCUCGCUGCGAGCAUUGCGCCGAGAAUUAUUUCGGCGAUCCAGAGGUGCCAGGCGGUAGCUGCCAACUCUGCGAAUGUAACAACAAUACGGACCUACGUCGCCCUGGUAACUGCGACCCGCACACCGGUCAUUGCCUUCAAUGUCUGUUCAACACCGACGGUCCCACUUGCGAGGUGUGUAAAGCGGGAUUCUACGGAGACGCUCUGCGGCAGGACUGUCAGGACUGCGGAUGCAACGUCCUGGGCACCGACAAGGCCGCGGGACCGUGUAAUCAUCGCAGUGGUCAGUGUCCGUGUCUACCGCAUGUCAUAGGACAGCUCUGCGACUCCUGCGAGGAGAAUCAUUGGAGGAUAGCCAGCGGGCAAGGCUGCGACCCUUGCGAGUGCGACGCGGUUGGAAGUAUUUCAGACAGAUGCAACCCCUUCGACGGCACUUGCGAGUGUAGGCCAGGAUUCGGCGGCAGACGGUGCAACGAGUGUCAGACAAACUUCUGGGGUAACCCGAACAUAGAGUGUUAUCCAUGCGAGUGCGACGUGAUCGGCUCUGCGAGUCAACAAUGCAACAGGGAGACCGGGGUAUGCGUUUGCCACAAGGGCAUCGGCGGUGAGAAAUGCGACCAGUGCGACCGCGGCUAUCACGGCGAGGCUCCACAAUGCAGUCCGUGUGGCGAAUGUUUCGACAACUGGGAUCUGAUCCUGGACGGUCUCACGAACAAGACAAACGCGGUCAUUCAGGAGGCCUCGAGGAUACAGAAGGUCGGCACGACCGGCGUGUACAGCCAGGAAUUCGACGACAUGAAGGACUCCCUGAACGAAGUGCGGGAUCUGAUCGGCAACACCACUAUCCGGAGUCAAGACCUAGACGCGUUGGACGACUUGGCCAAUGAGUUAGAGAAGAAUAUUUCCGAAUCGGCCAAGCAGUUGGCUGAAGCGAGCAAUCAAUUUGAGAAUCUCAGUCAGCGAGUUAAUCUUGGCGAUGUCGCGUUGAAGAAGUUGAGAAACAGGACAAACAGCCUGCACGAGACCGCCGCCGAUUUGCGAGAAAAUGCCACGAGACUGCAGGAGGAGAAUGUUCUGGGCGCGCUGAACGUGACCCAGCAGAUGGCCGAGCAGUCCAGGCAGGCCGAGAGGACGGCAAACGACACUACGAAUGUCCUCAGCGAUGCGGAACGAUUCCGCAAGCAUACCGAGAAUCUUCUGGCGAAGAAUCGCGCCUCCGUGACCGAGGCUCAAGAGAGGAACAAGGAAUCGUUGACGAAACUGAAUGAGAAGCUGAAGACAUUCGGUAUGGCGAUACCUGAACUGAAUCUGCAGAUGUGCGGUGACAAUGUGACGGAUUGCAGCACCGUCUGCGGUGGUGCGGGCUGCGGCUUCUGCGGAGGAUUAUCUUGUCACGUGGGCGCGGUCAGCAAGGCCAAUCAAGCUCUGGAUGUUGCCAAGCAGCAAGCUGCCAAGAUCAAGGGCCACAAGGACGAGGCCGAACAACUGUUACGCAAUAUGAGCCAAAUCAGGCAAGACGCGACAGCGGCAAGAUCCAACGCUCAAGACGCCUUCAAUUACGCAUGGGAGGCGCGCAAUCGUUCCGAUAAGAUCACCAAGGACCUCUCAGAUAUAACCAAGCAAAUCUGGAGCGCUCUGAACGAGGACCAGCCUACACCAGCCAUGGUGAGAGAUCUCGCGUACGAGGUGCUCGCGAAGAACAUCCAGCUGGAGCCGGAUGAAAUCACGCGGUUAGCCGAUCGCAUCAAGAGCAUCGUGGGCUCUCUCACUGACUCUGAGAAGAUUCUCGCCGAUACCAAGGACGAUCUGCAGAAAGUGCGUGAUCUCGAGGCACGCGCCAACCGCACCAAAGAUUUCGCCAUCGAGAAGCAAACCUUGGCGAACAAGGUGAUCCUGCUGUUGAACGACGCGCAGAAGGCGCAACACCUGGCGCAGGACGCGAUCGACAAGGCGGAAGCUGACGUGUCCAAAUCGCAGAAAGAUCUCGCGGACAUCGCCGACGUGACAAAGGCCGCUCAAAUCCAGGCUAACAGCACCACGCAUACGGUGGAGGCACUGGAUGCCCGUUUGAAGCAGCUUCAAACGCAAUCUGCGAAGAACGGUUUUAUCCUGGCGGAGAUCGGCACGGAGGCGAAGAAGGUCGCCGACGAGGCCCAGCUGAUCGACAGCAAGACGAAGAAGCUGUCGGAGGAGUACAAGAGGGCGGACGAGUCGCUGAAUCUGCGGGUGAACAAGAGCAAAGGCGAUAUUCAGCGGGCGAAAAGACUCCUGCAGCGUGCCUCCGAGCUGACGGCGGACACGUCGACCAAGUCCAAGGAUCUGGACGGCAUGGAGAGCGUUUACAAGGACAACGAGCGGCUGCUGACGGACCUGAUGAGCGACGUGGACGCGCUGACAAUGGAGAUGGAGAGACACUUGGCGGAGAUCGAGAACAAGUCGCAGGUGUACAGACAGUGCUCCGCUUAAAAAUUCAAUCAGUUGAGGGAAUCAUUUCCCGAUUUGCGAAUUUCAUCUGCAAAACGAUACAUAUCGAUAACCAGUGGAUCUUUUCUUCGUUUGAUACACAGAUAACUGUCCGCGCGGUAGAAUCUCUUGCUCCACAAACGAGAGCCCCUUUCCAGUGUUACAUCUCACUUACUGCAUUUUACCGCGAGAUAUGUUAGGUCUUAUUAGUAAGAUCGGUGCUUUAUACUUGUGCAAUAGUCGUGAGUUUUAUCUUGAUUUAUAGGAAACGGAUAUGCGUAUAUAUAUUUACAUAUUGCAUAUACAAUAUAUAUAUAUAUACACAUUUGGCAUUCGCAACUUAUUUCGAAUAUUGCGAAAGGCGAGGAGAUUAUUAUUAGUGCCAUAAAUAUAUAAAUGGAGGGGCCAUCAGUAGUUGUAAAGAGGACGAUUUGUACGUAAGUCAGUUAAAAUAUCGCUUCAAGCAAAUUCGAGGUAUCUUCUCUAGCUUUUUAGCUUCGCUAAAUUUUCUCCAAUUCUUCUUGCAAUUUUUAUAUUUUUAUAUUUCGUAGCACACACUUUUUUACUUUUAUAAUAAGAAUAUUCUAUACCAGAAUAUCUAUAUAAAUAGUUUCUAUCCGCUGAUGCAUAUAUACGACAAUUUCUUACACAUCGUACUUAAAGAAACACCGUAGCGAAGUAUUAAGCUCGUGUUCCAUAGAUGAUACAUUAAAAAUAAUUAAAGAGUAAUGUAAAUAAUUAAAAUAAACGUAAUACAGGAUUAAGAUAUUAAAAUAGAUAUUCUGCAACGGAUCUACCGAAUAUGAAAUGUUCGAUAUAUCGCCGAGACACAUUUAUCUACAAAUGGACAAAAGUUCAAGUGGCCUUGUCGAUUAUUACAAUGCCUGUAAAUAAUUACAGUCUGCGCAUCUGUAAAUAUUUAAUGUUACAUACCUAUAUGAAUUCACGAUGUUCGACGGCUUUUUAUCUCUAGACCUUUUAAUUUUUCUUUUACAGCUCCAAUCCUAAUUCUCAUUUUUAUUAAAAAAUAGCAAAACCUUACGCGAGAAAUAUAAUAGAAACGACAAAAUUCGUGUAAUUAUUCUGGCGAUACAAAAACGAAAGGAACAAGAUCCUGUUAUUUAUAUCAUCAUUGCACGCGAUCGAUCCUCAUACAUUACAUCAAAUAUCGUCGAGAUUAUCGCUUAAAAGUGGGCGAACGAUGCUAUGAUCAAGCCAAAAAGAAUUCAAUAUUUAAGGUCAUACUACGCAUAGCGAUAUUAUACUGUAAUGUUAGAGAGAAAUAAAUGAGUUGCCAAAAAGAAGAAAGGA
Messenger RNA from Temnothorax curvispinosus, 8104 nucleotides. It is a transcript of the gene LanB1, whose product is annotated as laminin subunit beta-1. Gene Ontology annotation, biological process: monoatomic ion transmembrane transport; basement membrane assembly; cell migration. The transcript has 21 exons. Gene Ontology annotation, molecular function: extracellular matrix structural constituent; transmembrane signaling receptor activity; extracellular ligand-gated monoatomic ion channel activity. The record is from RefSeq and is a predicted model, not a curated record. NCBI's taxonomy places the organism in Eukaryota, Metazoa, Arthropoda, Insecta, Hymenoptera, Formicidae. Gene Ontology annotation, cellular component: membrane; laminin trimer; basement membrane. Bases 221 to 6796 code for a protein of 2191 amino acids.